Xyrauchen texanus (razorback sucker) is the source of this 4569-nucleotide messenger RNA. It is a transcript of the gene cramp1, whose product is annotated as cramped chromatin regulator homolog 1. Bases 110 to 3502 code for a protein of 1130 amino acids. The transcript has 20 exons. Gene Ontology annotation, molecular function: chromatin binding. The record is from RefSeq and is a predicted model, not a curated record. Gene Ontology annotation, biological process: pattern specification process. Gene Ontology annotation, cellular component: nucleus. NCBI's taxonomy places the organism in Eukaryota, Metazoa, Chordata, Actinopteri, Cypriniformes, Catostomidae.
UGAACCCCAGUAGGAGCAGCAGCCAGGAGAGGACGACUUUGCCUGACCUCGUUUGCGCUUUGAAUAUGUUCAAAUCCGUCAAGUUUUGCUCUCCAGAAUCUUCGAACUCAUGGUGAAGAGAAAGAAGACACCGUCUGCUUCCGAAGAGCUGGAAAAUGGAAUGACAGUGGGCCAAGGGGGCGGUUCGGGAGUCGAGGGGCCGAGCAAUCCGGCCCGAAAGCCCGAAGGAGACGAGGAUGGAGAAAGCGCAGAUCAGACGAGCGAGGAGACGAGUACAAAGAGAGUCGGAGAGGAAACACUUAAUCCAGCCAGCACGACCAGCCCUGAUUCGGCUCCCACUAUUUUGACCCAAACAUCAAGCCCACCCGGAGCCCAGGUGAACCCGACAGCCCUCUCAUCAGCCCUACCCGUCCCGAACAACCAGGACCAGCAUCAUUUUCUCCGCUCCAGCGUGCGACCUCCGAGCAAGCGGAUACGGAAAGAUGCCGCGUCCCCGGCGCUGAACGGUCACGGUGGUGCGAAAGCGAAAGGUGCAGAAACGGGUCCCUCUGUUUGUGUGACAACCGCUGUGAGUUCCACAGGAGGAUCUGGGACAAGUGGGACAUCCAAGUCGACCACAAAGGGCCAGGGCCCUGCAGAGAAGGAGGAAGGGGGAAGUCAGAAACGUGUGCGCAGACAGUGGGAGUCCUGGAGUACUGAGGACAAGAACAGUUUUUUUGAAGGACUUUAUGAGAAUGGGAAGGAUUUUGAGGCUAUUCAGAAUAAUAUUGCCCUUAAAUAUAAAAAGAAAGGUAAACCAGCCAGUAUGGUGAAGAACAAGGAGCAGGUACGCCAUUUCUACUACAGGACCUGGCACAAGAUCUCAAAACACAUUGAUUUCAACAAUGUGUAUUCACGUGUUCUGAAAAAGUCUUCUCAGGAGCUGUAUGGCCUCAUCUGCUAUGCUGAACUCAGGAAGAAGGUUGGAGGCUUGAUGGAUGACAAAAAUGUGGCCAAACUAAAUGAGCUUAUCCAGCAGGGAGCCACAACGGUGCGUUCCAAAGGCAGAAACCUGAGGAUCAAAGCUCCCAUGUGCCGUGCACUGAAGAAACUCUGUGACCCAGAUGGUGUGAGUGAUGAGGAGGAUCAGAAGCCUGUGCGUUUACCUCUGAAGGUCGCUAUGGAGCUUCAACCACGGAGUAACCACUCCUGGGCACGGGUUCAGAGUCUAGCCCAUAAUCCUCGGCUCAGAAUGGUCGUUGAACUGCACCGGAAAGUUUCCAGCCUCAUUGAAUUCCUGAAGCAAAAGUGGGCUGUGCAGGAUCAACGAAUUCGCAAGAGCCUUGCAGAACGAGAAGCUCUGGAUGGCCUGGCCCAGUCUAGUGAGUCAGAGGACCUGUUUCUGUUUCCGGCAGAGAAUAGCACAAUAACCACUUUACCAGGUGUGGCUCGUGUAGUACACUCAAAGGCCUCUUGCACGGUACACUGGCAGGAAAGUGGGCGUGGCCGGACAGGUAUCAGGGACUUGCCCGCUGCUCACAUUUUGGGUAUUCAGCCUGCUAGAGGGAAAUCAGGCAAGUCUGGCCCAGUAGGAGCAGACCCAAAAAGAUGUGAUGGACAUCCCGUUGAAUGUUCGGAUAGCAGCAUUUCAGCUCCAGGGUUGGAGAACAGUGUAAAUCUGGCACUUAGCACUAACUCUCCAUCUGUAAGUCCAGUUAGCCCAACCCUCACUUCCACACUCCUUAUUGGACAGGAGGGAAGUGGGGCAGGGACUGUGGACCAAGAAAUAGUGAGUCAGACUCUGACAGAUACUAGUGGGCAGGAAAAAGAAAUUGUCACUCAGGGAGACCAUGCCCCUACAGAAAACAGGACAGAGGAACCUGGAACAGCUGUGGGGGUUACAUCAGAAAAGGGCCCGCCACAAUCUGAACCUGCUGGGAGUAGUGAGGAGGUAGGUGGGACUGGACGAUCUCCUCAGCAAAUCAGAGAAGAGGGCUGGAGCUCACAGGGCUCUGAGAAUGUGACACUGGCAGAACUCUACCUCAUGUUGGGCAAGCCUGGGAAACUACAGUUAGAGUAUGAAUGGCAGCCGAGUUCCCGCCCCUCAGCCCUGUCCACCUCUCAAAGUGUGUUUCGGUGUCUCCUGAGACUGGUGUCUUCAGAGGUCAACCCCAAACCAACUCCAGACGUGUGUUCAGUGGGGACUUCACCAUUUAAGUCAGGACAGGAGGAAUCAUCUGGAACUCCUCCAGGCAGAACACCAGCUGGGGCGACUCGCAGCCCAAGCUGGGGCCGACAGCAACAUGCAGCACGCUCUAAAAUUCUUCUGAAUAAUUCAGGUGGGAGAAACCUACCGCGUUCUCUGCUGGCCUCCGGAGGUGACAGCGAAGGGUUUGCUGUCCCGACGACCCUGCCUCCUAACAGCUCCCGCCAGCUGCGGAUGUUCUCUCCUAAUAAGGAGGCGGAGCUAGCCUUUCGCCAGCAGCUGGACUCCAUCAGUUCGGAUAUAUUUUCUAAGCAACGGAAAAUCGGGAGGGGGCGUCCACUGAGAAAACCUCUUGUGGUCCAGAGAACACUGCUGCCACGAACAACUGGAGACACUUCACCACAUGUGUGCUCCUUCUCUAUUCUCUCCAAUUCAUCUGCUACAGGCACAGGUUCUUUUCGUCCAAUAAACACUCGUCUUGCCCCAACAAACCGCCAGCUCUCUUCUAAAGCUCCGUCCACUGCAGCUAGUCCUGUGACCACCAGUCAGCUGUCCAGUGCAAUUGACCUGGCUGCAAAAUCUGCAGGCAUUAUCCCUGCCAGCCCCUGUCGAGAAAUGGAGACCCCUAGCAUUGAUAAGUCCAUUGUGGACUCUAAAGAGGCCAUGGACUCAGAACCUGCUGCACCUGAGCUAGAGCCUGAUGUACUUGAUCAGGAGCUCUCUGAGGGAUCUCUGCAGAAUGGUGUCUCUCCACCAUCUCCAGGGGGUGAAGACUCCCUCUUGGCCCCUCCCAGCGUUGCCUCCUUAUUGGACAUAUCUCUUCCGGGACCCCCAGAGGAGUCUCUCCCUUCUGGAGAGCAACAGACCCACAUCAGUGACUCUAUUAUCGAGCUCGCCAUCAACUCGCACUAUGGUGAUGGAUCAUUGCUCUCACCUCCUAAGCUCAAUGGGAGUGAUAGAUCUAAGCUCCUCCCCUCACCAUGUCACAGUUGGAUGCCCUCCCCCACACACGACCCUCAGUGGUACCCAAACGACUCUACUGAUUCCAGUCUUGGCUGCCUGCUCUCAAGUCUGGCAUCUCCUGAUAAGACAAGAAGGACAGCCCUCCCCCCCUCAAGCAGUACAGCCUUACUUGGACCCAGUCUGCUGGACAGCAACUCGCAUGAUUGUUUUCAGUCCCGUGGCCUGCCUGAUGCAGCCGAGGUGGAUACCCAACUGGCCUGUAUGAUGAGUGAGAGCAGCGUUGACUACAUCGCCCGAUUCAAUGACCUUGCACAGGAGCUCUCUGUCACAGAAACGACCCUCCCACCUCCCUAAGGGAUGGAUGCUCAUGGAGCUGCAUUAUCUCAAAUGUGGACUGCCUGAACCAAAGAAUGUUAACCAGAGCAACAGACUAUGUGGUUCAGCUGUAUGAAGUGCAAUAGACUGCCAGGAUUCACAAAUGUGGAUUUGUCAAUGAGAGAAUGUGCGGUAUGUGCAUGGUUGUAAUGAUGUGCCUGUUGUGUUAUGAGACACAUUCAGGACAUUUAAACAAGCAAACAAACAAAACUCCAGUUUACAAUGCAACCUCAUGUACAGACAAACCUGCCAUAUCUGAACAUAUAUCUUCUGUCUUCUCAUCUGUAUAUGUCUGUUAAUUUGUCAUUGUCUUACUUUUUGUAUGCGUGCAUGUGCAUGCAUAUGUAAGUAGAGUCAAGGAUGACAGUCUUGUGUGUUUUGUCUUUAACUUUUUUCUAUUGUACUCAGUACAUCUGUCUUUUUAACCUUUUGGAAAAGCAACAGGAAUGUAUCUGUGUGCGUGCUUGUGCGCACACCUUCCAUGCAUAAGGCGUGUUUUACUCUGACCUCAAUAGGGACAUUGGGUUAUUUUCAUUUUAAUGUUUUUUUGAUGGUAAAAACCACUCUACUAUAUGGAACCGAUGUCAAGGGCUUUUUGUGAGAUUAAUAGAAGAACUGAAUACAUAUUUGACACACUAAAAUUUGAACGAUGACACAAAUGCAGUAAUGCAUCGAAAGCAAGAUCAAACCUCUCCCCACACAACACUAGGUUUUGGUUUCCUGCCUAAUGAAUAUUAAGCCAAUAAGUGGAGGAUUCUCAAACAGGGUCUCUGAAAUGAGACUAUACAUUUACUUCUCUGUAUGAGUGUGUAUGUGUGUAUAUAUGUGAGUGUUUGCACAGAUGUAAAUAGACAAUAACAUAUCCCAGUAUUUACUGCUUUUGUAACAUAUUGUAAAUUAUAAUAAUUUGGUUUAUUUAUUGAAAAAUCACUGAGACAGUGUUUUUGUUUAACAUGCCACAAGCAGGCAUAAAGAGCUUCUCCUUUGUUUUAAAUAUUUCUGUAUUUGUUAUGUGUAUAAAUAGAGCUACGAUAAACUCCUCUGUG